Molecule: messenger RNA, 1675 nt
Organism: Dromaius novaehollandiae (emu)
Lineage: Eukaryota; Metazoa; Chordata; Aves; Casuariiformes; Dromaiidae
Gene: PDSS1
Product: decaprenyl diphosphate synthase subunit 1
Exons: 11
Coding region: 84-1307 (407 amino acids)
Biological process (GO): isoprenoid biosynthetic process; ubiquinone biosynthetic process
Cellular component (GO): mitochondrion; transferase complex
Molecular function (GO): prenyltransferase activity
Source: RefSeq, a predicted model, not a curated record
CGGCGGCCGUGGCGCCGGGCUUCCGCGUCCGGGUCGCGGCUGUGCCGGGAGGCGGUGCCGGCGCGGCGGGGCUGGGGGACACCAUGGCCUUGCGCUGGUGGUGGCGGUGCGGCGCCUCCUCCCGCCGGGCGCCGCCGCUCGGCUCCGUGCCGCGCCUCCUCCCGCCGGGCCCCGGCCCCCGGCCGCCGCCGGCCCCUAGCGCGGCGAUGUGUCACUUCCUCCAAAGAAGUACAAUUUUGUCAUUUCCAAAAAUAUGUAAUAUACUUUGGCGGUUUCAUCAUACAAGUAUAUCACAAAUGUGCAGCUGCAGUAAGACAAUUAGUAAUGAAAAAUAUCAAGACCCUUUUCAACUUGGUAGAAAGGACUUGAAGAAUCUCUAUGAGGAUAUUAAAAAGGAAUUACUUGUAUCUACAGCAGAACUUAGGGAAAUGUGUGAAUAUUACUUCGACGGGAAAGGAAAGGCCUUUCGACCAAUGAUUGUGGUGCUAAUGGCAAGGGCUUGCAACAUACAUCAUAAUAAUUCCAGGGAGAUGCAAGCCAGCCAGCGCUCUGUGGCCAUAAUUGCAGAGAUGAUCCACACAGCUAGUCUAGUUCAUGAUGAUGUUAUUGAUGAUGCAAAUUCUCGGAGAGGAAAAAUGACAGUCAAUCAAAUCUGGGGAGAGAGGAAGGCUGUUCUAGCUGGUGAUUUCAUCCUCUCAGCUGCUUCUGUAGCUUUAGCACGAAUUGGAAACACUACUAUCAUCUCUGUUUUAACUCAGGUGAUUGAAGAUUUGGUGCGUGGUGAAUUCCUCCAGUUGGGUUCCAAGGAAAAUGAGAAUGAGAGAUUUGCUCACUACCUCGAGAAGACUUUUAAGAAGACUGCAAGUCUUAUAGCAAACAGUUGUAAAGCAGUUUCUAUUCUAGGCUGCCCUGAUCCCAAAGUUCAUGAGAUUGCAUACCAGUAUGGGAAAAAUGUUGGCAUAGCUUUUCAGCUAAUAGAUGAUGUGCUGGAUUUUACAUCAUGUGCUGACCAUCUGGGGAAACCAACAGCAGCAGAUCUCAAGCUGGGAUUAGCCACAGGCCCUGUCUUGUUUGCUUGUCGACAGUUUCCAGAAAUGAAUGCUAUGAUAAUGAGACGAUUCAGUAAGCCAGGAGACGUUGAACGUGCUCGGAAAUAUGUACUGCAGAGUGACGGUGUGCAGCAAACGACCUACCUCGCCCAGCGCUACUGCCAUGAAGCUACGAGAGAGAUCAGUAAACUACGGCCAUCCCCUGAAAGAGAAGCCCUCAUUCAACUGACGGAAAUGGUACUCCUGCGAGACAAGUGAGAGAACUUCUUCCACUCGUUCAGGCAGCUACUUACCAGACUGUGCCUAAAUUUACUUUGAAAGUUACUUGCUUCCAAUACAGGCUACCAAAAACUAUUUUUUAAAAAAACAUUUUUUUGGAAAUUCUUUUUUUUUAAAAAAAGUUGUGUUUUAUUGUGGGAAGCCAUACAAGUCGAAACAAAUCAAACUGUGUUGUACAACUGUUUUAGUGGGGGCUCUUAAUGAUGAGGGUGGGGAAGAUGUUUACAUUUUGAUGCAUAAAGGCCAGAGUAAGAAUAAAUAUAAUCAGUGUAUCAGAACUGAAGUUGCUCCAAAUUUCACUCAUGUUUACACUAAUAAACAGAGCAUGUAUGUUUCUAUUUGGUAAA